CUCCAGCAUUUGAGAGUAAAUGGCUGGAUGCUAAAGCACCAUGGGGCACAGCGAAGCACCAGCGCAGCGCUUGUCUCAUCUUGAUGGUGCCCGAACGCUGUUUGCUGUGUGGAUUGUAUGCCAUCACAUGGCACCUAGAGAACCGACAUCCUGUCUCGAUGCAAUGAUGGUAAGAGUGGAUGUCGGCGUGGAGUUCUUCAUCCUUCUUUCUGGCUUUCUGACACACCACCUUCACAAAGACAAGGACAUUCUUGCUUCCUGUGGGUCUUUCUUUGCGUACUUUACCCGACGGAUUUUCCGAUGUCUUCUGGCCACCUAUGUUGGCAUGACUCUGUGCGCCCUUACGCAAUUACUUGGCGGCUUUGAAGUGUGCACGCCAAAGACAUUAAGCUGCUUCUUCCUCAUGAAGACGUGGAUUGAUCCAACACCAAACUGUCCAAAUAUGCCAUCGUGGUUUGUGGUUUCUCUGUUGCCGUGCUGGUUUCUCUAUCCCUGGCUGCGACUGUUGCUCCUAAAGACAACUUCUGCCAGACAAUGCUUGUGUUUUUGUGCUUUGGCAUGGCUGCUGGCCAUUGGCCCACAGUUUUCCAUGCUGUUGUGGCAGCAAAAUUGGCUGAGCUGGAACCAGUUGAUUUACACUUGGUUCUGGCCACCAGCACUGGUGCCAGACUUUGUGUUGGGCUGUUGUGUCGCUGGAAUGGUGCAUCACAACCCUCCGACUGCACAGGUCAGCUGGCUGGGCGACUUUGCCAUGAUAGUUCUUCUAUGUGCAUGUAUGCUUGUUCCUGUUCCUGAACCUCCUGCAGACUGGGCUGGACCUGAGCAAUGGAGGCCUGGACACUACGUCGCCUGGGAGCAACUGUUCGCACGUUUGUCAGCACCCUUCCUGGGCGUAUUUUUGUACUGCACGUACAACGGAGGUUCGCUAAUGACACGCUUGCUGUCCCACAGGACACUGGUCUCCCUUGGGCGCUACACGCUGGAGGUCUAUUUGCUACAAAUGCCUUUGCACGACUUCUUUUUGUGGACGAGAGCCCCAGGUGCCGAAGGUCUGUGGCGUGGGCUACCUUGGACAUCCGAGGUCUUUUGGUUUUACUUGCUUCUCCUCUUGGCUGCCUGUGUUUUUUUUGUCGAAAUCCUGGCAUCAGAUGGCAUCAGCAUGUUGCUCAUUCUGGGACCGUGUUCGUGCCCCCACCUUUCCAUACUUCGGCACUUGCGCAGUGCCGAACCUUUGAAUCAGAGAGUGAAGAGCCUCAGUGCAGCAUGGGCCCGGGGCAGGGGCAAACCUGCAGAGGCUCUAAGGAGCCACCGUGACCAAGACCUUGCAAGGCCUUACACCACAGAUCCUGGCACUGACCCCAUUGCAGAGUUAGUCAGCAAAGAGAUGAAGACCACAGGAACCCAGACUACUGAAAGCAGCUUUGCAAGGAGCCAAGGCAAGGAAGAAGAGGAAGAGCCAAACAGGGCCUGGAAAAGAUUUUCAAAAAGCACCGAUGCGAAGAACCCAGAGCAAACCCAAAGGAUUGAAGCUCUGUCUGCCCAAACAGCAAAAGCACCUUCCAGGAUUGCAGGGGACACACCAGUUCCUGAGCCCAAAGGACCUCAAAGGACCUCUUCAUUUGCCAGAUGAAUUUCCUUGGGAGCUGGUCAGUGACAUGUGGGCUUUGAGGAGGCCUGCUGCGACAACUCUUCCAGACACAGCAUUUGCUGGUUCAAAA
This is a messenger RNA of Cladocopium goreaui, 1718 nucleotides long. NCBI's taxonomy places the organism in Eukaryota, Dinophyceae, Suessiales, Symbiodiniaceae. The record is from the annotation of a GenBank genome assembly.